Molecule: messenger RNA, 1690 nt
Organism: Pararge aegeria (speckled wood butterfly)
Lineage: Eukaryota; Metazoa; Arthropoda; Insecta; Lepidoptera; Nymphalidae
Product: lipase 3-like
Exons: 1
Biological process (GO): lipid metabolic process
Source: RefSeq, a predicted model, not a curated record
AUGAAUCAUAUCACCCUUGACCCUCUGCAGCGGGAUAAAUUACGUAUCUGACCCAAUAAUAGCCUCAGUCGCUCGGGCAUCGUUCGCCGGACGGUCGACAUGAAGCUCUUAAUAAUUGUGUUUACGUUAAUUGUUCUAACACAAUGCUGCGAAGGCCGGUAUGUCGACUGGCUACCUCGAAACAUAGUUGAUACGUUUACAAACAAAACAUCUCAAAUAACUAACUACGUGCGAUCUAAAGGACGAAGUUUGAAACAGUUCUACGUUGAAAAUGUCAGAAACAAAAUCACCUCUUAUCUUGGUAUGAACAACCUGACCGAAACAAUUCCUACUGAUAACCAAGCGAGGAUAAAAAGGAAGUUUAAGGAUUACGUCGACGAGGCUCAAGCGAGCGACCAAAAAGUGUUUGACGUUAUCGCUCCUGAGAAGAUAGAAUAUCAUUGCAACAACAACGAUCCUAGCAUACACAUGACCACACCACAGAUGAUAGCGUUACACGGAUACGUAUCGGAGUCACAUACGAUCGUAACUGAGGAUGGAUAUAUCCUCACUGUUCACAGGAUACCGUAUAAACGAAAUGCCACAAGCAGAGUCAGUCCUAGGAAAACCGUGCUACUACAUCACGGUCUUCUCGGCAGUUCAGCGGAUUGGGUUAUACCAGGACCAGAGAAAGGUCUCGCCUACAUUCUGUCAGAAGCAGGCUAUGACGUCUGGCUAGCUAACGUUCGCGGAAAUACUUACUCCAGAGCCCACAUGACCUUAAACAUAGAUACUUUUGCAUUCUGGAAUUUUACUUUCCACGAAGUCAGUCAAUACGAUUUGCCAGCAGUAAUCGAUUACAUCAUGGACACAAAAGGAUGGGACGUAAAAAUUAACUACGUCGGUCAUUCGAUGGGGACUACCAUCUUGUUUGCAUUGCUCUCUACGAAAACGCAAUACAAUAAGGUUUUAAGAGCCGGAUUUGCGUUAGCGCCCGUUGCAUUUAUGACAGAUAUUAAGAGCCCAAUACGCUUACUGGCAAAAUAUAGUGACAACUUGGAAUAUCUGCUGAAAAUCCUCGGUGCCAAUGAAUUUUUACCUCAAAACUCAGUACUAAGGUGGUUGUCUAAACACGCGUGUGAAAUAAACCAUUAUGAAGAAGUCAUAUGUGAGAAUUCGUUGUUCGUUUUGUGUGGGCACGACGCACAGCAGUUUAAUCGCAGUCUACUGCCGAUUAUAUUGAGCCACGUACCCGCCGGUGCGUCUACCAAAACGUUGGUUCAUUACGCGCAGGAGAUCAAAAACGCGGGACGUUUCCAACAAUUCGAUUAUGGGGCCGAGGGAAAUUUACGAGAGUACGGUAAAUUGACACCACCGGAAUAUCCCUUACACAAAAUCACUUUACCAAUAGCUUUGUUUGGUGCAGAAAAUGACUGGCUAGCUGGUGAUAGCGAUGUGACAAACUUGUACGUUCAAUUAGCUAAUCCAAUAGACCAUUACAUUGUGCCGUUAAAGGAGUUUAACCACAUCGACUUUUUGUGGGCGAUAGAUGCACGUAAACUCGUUUAUGACAAACUCGUACAACUUUUGGAGGAAGGUGUUAGCAAAUCAUAUUUUGUUAAUGAUAUAAGCCAUAAUGAUUUAAAUGUCUAGUUAUUAAGCUAAUUUAAAAGUUCCUUGUUAAAAUAAAUUGGUAAUUUUAAACAUGUUG